This is a messenger RNA of Scleropages formosus (Asian bonytongue), 7163 nucleotides long. RefSeq names its product neuroblast differentiation-associated protein AHNAK. The record is from RefSeq and is a predicted model, not a curated record. NCBI's taxonomy places the organism in Eukaryota, Metazoa, Chordata, Actinopteri, Osteoglossiformes, Osteoglossidae. Gene Ontology annotation, molecular function: protein binding. Gene Ontology annotation, cellular component: costamere; cytoplasm; nucleus. Gene Ontology annotation, biological process: regulation of RNA splicing. The transcript has 6 exons. Bases 148 to 6741 code for a protein of 2197 amino acids.
CUGACAGCAUUGGUAAUGUUGACAGAGAAGUCAGAGUACAGAGGAGACGACAGCAGAAUCAGGACAGUGCAGGACGCAUUGCACCUCAUCUUCUGGUUUCAAGGCAGACAAUGUUUAUGAUAUGAGACCGUGAAUAAAUCACACAUCAUGUCUAACAUCAUGAAUGGUCACAUGCGUCGCAGGACGUUUUCUGACAGCCUCAUUCUAGACGAGACAGAGAAAGGAGGAGUGGUCAUCUCUGGCAUCAAAGAUGACACCUUUGCUGACCUUGCUGGGCUUAGAAAGGGUGAUGAAAUCGUUGGAGCUACCAUUCGUUUUGACAACCUUAAGAAAGAUGAUGUGGAAAACUUGCUGAAACUCAUAGAGCCUUUUGACACUAAAAUGACAGUUCUGAAGAAGCAGGAUAUGAGGGCCAACCUGAAUCUAAGUUCAGGAAACAGAGCUCCAGAAGAUCUGCUGCAGAAUUCAUACAACAGACUCUUCAAUGGCAAGGUCAGGAAGUUUCUGAAGCAGGAUUCAUCUUCAUCUGUUCGUUCUGGAACACCAGAUGCUGAAGUCAGUGGUAUAAAUGGACCGCUUGCAGACCCAAAUGUCAAACUGGACAUGGAAGGACAAAGCUGGAGCAGUAACGUGUCUGCUCCAAGUCUAAGGGCAAAUCUAUCCAGUUUGAAUCCAGAAAACCAUAAAGGAGAAAUUGAUGUUGGUGUUCAAAAGCCUGAUCUGAAUCUUUCUGCCCCCAAACUUGAGAGAGACAUCAACACUCCAGAUUUGGACAUGAACUUACCCAAAGCCAAAGUGACUGGUCCCGAUCUUGAUAUUGAUGGUCCUUCAGGAAACUUUAAAUCGCCAAACUUCAAGAUGCCCAAAUUUGGGAUUUCAGGACCAAAAGGAAAAAGACCUGAAAUUGAUGCAGAUUUUAAGAAGCCAAAUCUAAAUCUUUCGGCCCCCAGACUUGAGGGAGACAUCAACACUCCAGAUUUGGACAUGAACUUACCCAAAGCCAAAGUGACUGGUCCCGAUCUUGAUAUUGAUGGUCCUUCAGGAAACUUUAAAUCGCCAAACUUCAAGAUGCCCAAAUUUGGGAUUUCAGGACCAAAAGGAAAAAAACCCGAAAUUGAUGCCAGUGUUAAAAAGCCAGAUCUGAAUCUUUCGGCCCCCAAACUUGAGGGGGACAUCAACACUCCAGAUUUGGACAUGAACUUACCCACAGCUAAGCUGACUGGUCCUGAUCUAGAUGUAAAAACUCCAGAUCUUGAUAUUGAUGGUCCUUCAGGAAAGUUUAAAACGCCAACCUUGAACAUGCCCAAAUUUGGGAUUUCAGGACCAAAAGGAAAAAGACCUGAAAUUGAUGCAGAUUUUAAGAAGCCAAAUCUAAAUCUUUCGGCCCCCAGACUUGAGGGAGACAUCAACACUCCAGAUUUGGACAUGAACUUACCCAAAGCCAAACUGACUGGUCCCGAUCUUGAUAUUGAUGGUCCUUCAGGAAAGUUUAAAAAGCCAACCUUCAAGAUGCCCAAAUUUGGGAUUUCAGGACCAAAAGGAAAAAAACCCGAAAUUGAUGCAGAUUUUAAGAAGCCAAAUCUAAAUCUUUCGGCCCCCAAACUUGAGGGAGACAUCAACACUCCAGAUUUGGACAUGAACUUACCCAAGGCUAAGCUGACUGGUCCUGAUCUAGGUGUAAAAACUCCGGAUCUUGAUAUUGAUGGUCCUUCGGGAAAGUUUAAAAAGCCAACCUUCAAGAUGCCCAAAUUUGGGAUUUCAGGACCAAAAGGAAAAAAACCCGAAAUUGAUGCAAAUUUUAAGAAGCCAAAUCUGAAUCUUUCGGCCCCCAGACUUGAGGGAGACAUCAACACUCCAGAUUUGGACAUGAACUUACCCAAGGCUAAGCUGACUGGUCCUGAUCUAGGUGUAAAAACUCCAAAUCUUGAUAUUGAUGGUCCUUCAGGAAAGUUUAAAACGCCAACCUUGAACAUGCCCAAAUUUGGGAUUUCAGGACCAAAAGGAAAAAGACCUGAAAUUGAUGCAGAUUUUAAGAAGCCAAAUCUAAAUCUUUCAGCCCCCAGACUUGAGGGAGACAUCAACACUCCAGAUUUGGACAUGAACUUACCCAAGGCUAAGCUGACUGGUCCUGAUCUAGGUGUAAAAACUCCAAAUCUUGAUAUUGAUGGUCCUUCAGGAAAGUUUAAAACGCCAACCUUCAAGAUGCCCAAAUUUGGGAUUUCAGGACCAAAAGGAAGAAAACCCGAAAUUGAUGCAAAUUUUAAGAAGCCAAAUCUGAAUCUUUCAGCCCCUAAAUUUGAAGGAGACAUCAACACUCCAGAUUUGGAUAUGAACUUACCCACAGCUAAGCUGACUGGUCCUGAUCUAGAUGUAAAUACACCAGAUCUUGAUAUUGAUGGUCCUUCAGGAAAGUUUAAAACGCCAACCUUGAACAUGCCCAAAUUUGGGAUUUCAGGACCAAAAGGAAAAAAACCCGAAAUUGAUGCAGAUUUUAAGAAGCCAAAUCUAAAUCUUUCGGCCCCCAGACUUGAGGGAGACAUCAACACUCCAGAUUUGGACAUGAACUUACCCGAAGCCAAACUGACUGGUCCCGAUCUUGAUAUUGAUGGUCCUUCAGGAAAGUUUAAAACGCCAACCUUGAACAUGCCCAAAUUUGGGAUUUCAGGACCAAAAGGAAAAAAACCCGAAAUUGAUGCAAAUUUUAAGAAGCCAAAUCUGAAUCUUUCAGCCCCUAAAUUUGAAGGAGACAUCAACACUCCAGAUUUGGAUAUGAACUUACCCACAGCUAAGCUGACUGGUCCUGAUCUAGAUGUAAAAACUCCAGAUCUUGAUAUUGAUGGUCCUUCAGGAAAGUUUAAAACGCCAACCUUGAACAUGCCCAAAUUUGGGAUUUCAGGACCAAAAGGAAAAAAACCCGAAAUUGAUGCAGAUUUUAAGAAGCCAAAUCUAAAUCUUUCGGCCCCCAGACUUGAGGGAGACAUCAACACUCCAGAUUUGGACAUGAACUUACCCGAAGCCAAACUGACUGGUCCCGAUCUUGAUAUUGAUGGUCCUUCAGGAAAGUUUAAAACGCCAACCUUGAACAUGCCCAAAUUUGGGAUUUCAGGACCAAAAGGAAAAAGACCUGAAAUUGAUGCAGAUUUUAAGAAGCCAAAUCUGAAUCUUUCAGCCCCCAGACUUGAGGGAGACAUCAACACUCCAGAUUUGGACAUGAAUUUACCCAAGGCUAAGCUGACUGGUCCUGAUCUAGGUGUAAAAACUCCAAAUCUUGAUAUUGAUGGUCCUUCAGGAAAGUUUAAAACGCCAACCUUCAAGAUGCCCAAAUUUGGGAUUUCAGGACCAAAAGGAAAAAAACCCGAAAUUGAUGCAGAUUUUAAGAAGCCAAAUCUGAAUCUUUCAGCCCCCAGACUUGAGGGAGACAUCAACACUCCAGAUUUGGACAUGAACUUACCCAAAGCCAAACUGACUGGUCCUGAUCUAGAUGUAAAUACACCAGAUCUUGAUAUUGAUGGUCCUUCAGGAAAGUUUAAAAAGCCAACCUUCAAGAUGCCCAAAUUUGGGAUUUCAGGACCAAAAGGAAAAAAACCCGAAAUUGAUGCAGAUUUUAAGAAGCCAAAUCUAAAUCUUUCAGCCCCCAGACUUGAGGGAGACAUCAACACUCCAGAUUUGGACAUGAACUUACCCAAAGCUAAGAUGACUGGUCCCGAUCUUGAUAUUGAUGGUCCUUCAGGAAAGUUUAAAACGCCAACCUUGAACAUGCCCAAAUUUGGGAUUUCAGGACCAAAAGGAAAAAAACCCGAAAUUGAUGCAGAUUUUAAGAAGCCAAAUCUAAAUCUUUCAGCCCCCAGACUUGAGGGAGACAUCAACACUCCAGAUUUGGACAUGAACUUACCCAAAGCCAAACUGACUGGUCCCGAUCUUGAUAUUGAUGGUCCUUCAGGAAAGUUUAAAAAGCCAACCUUCAAGAUGCCCAAAUUUGGGAUUUCAGGACCAAAAGGAAAAAAACCUGAAAUUGAUGCAGAUUUUAAGAAGCCAAAUCUGAAUCUUUCAGCCCCCAGACUUGAGGGAGACAUCAACACUCCAGAUUUGGACAUGAACUUACCCAAAGCUAAGAUGACUGGUCCCGAUCUUGAUAUUGAUGGUCCUUCAGGAAAGUUUAAAACGCCAACCUUGAACAUGCCCAAAUUUGGGAUUUCAGGACCAAAAGGAAAAAAACCCGAAAUUGAUGCAGAUUUUAAGAAGCCAAAUCUAAAUCUUUCGGCCCCCAGACUUGAGGGAGACAUCAACACUCCAGAUUUGGACAUGAACUUACCCGAAGCCAAACUGACUGGUCCCGAUCUUGAUAUUGAUGGUCCUUCAGGAAAGUUUAAAACGCCAACCUUGAACAUGCCCAAAUUUGGGAUUUCAGGACCAAAAGGAAAAAAACCCGAAAUUGAUGCAAAUUUUAAGAAGCCAAAUCUGAAUCUUUCAGCCCCUAAAUUUGAAGGAGACAUCAACACUCCAGAUUUGGAUAUGAACUUACCCACAGCUAAGCUGACUGGUCCUGAUCUAGAUGUAAAAACUCCAGAUCUUGAUAUUGAUGGUCCUUCAGGAAAGUUUAAAACGCCAACCUUGAACAUGCCCAAAUUUGGGAUUUCAGGACCAAAAGGAAAAAAACCCGAAAUUGAUGCAGAUUUUAAGAAGCCAAAUCUAAAUCUUUCGGCCCCCAGACUUGAGGGAGACAUCAACACUCCAGAUUUGGACAUGAACUUACCCAAAACCAAACUGACUGGUCCCGAUCUUGAUAUUGAUGGUCCUUCAGGAAAGUUUAAAACGCCAACCUUGAACAUGCCCAAAUUUGGGAUUUCAGGACCAAAAGUGAAAGACCCAGAAUUUGACGUCAGUGUUAAAAAACCAGAUCUGAAUCGUUCUGCCCCCAAACUUGAGGGAGAGGUGAACACUCCUGAUCUUAAUGUCAAUUUACCAAAAGCUAACCUAGCUGGUCCUGACCUAGAACUAGAUACUCCAGGUCUUGAUGCUCCUUCAAGGAAAUUCAAAAUACCCUCUUUGAAGAUGUCUAAUUUGGGAUUUUCUGGGCCAAAAACAAAAGAACGACAUAUUGAUGGAGAUUUUAAGAAACCAACUCUGAACCUCUCUGUCCCCAAAAUCAAGGGUGACAUUAACACUCCAGAUUUGGAUAUGAACUUACCCAAAGCUCAGCUGACAAGUCCUGAUCUACAUGUAAAAUCUUCAGACCUUGAUAUUGAUGGUCCUUCAGGAAACCUCAAAAUGCCAAACUUAAAUUUACCUAACACUAAAGCAUCUGGCUCUGGCCUAGAUGUAGAAGCUCCAGAUUUUGACACUGAUAUUCCUUCAAGUAAAUUAAAAAUGUCAAACUUCAAGAUGCCCAAACUCAGCUUAUCAAGUCCAAAAACAAAAACUCCCCUUGACCUUGAUAUUGACACAGAUCUAAAGACACACAAUUUAGAUAUCCCAAUCCCCAAGACUGAAGCAGGUGUAGAUUCUGAAAUAAAACUACCAAAGCCUGACAUUGAAGGCCCCAAACUUAACAUGAAAUCCCCAACUGGGACAAAAUCAGGAGAGUUAAAAAUGCCUACACUUAGCAUGUCUCCUAUAACAGCAACAGGUCCAAGCUUUAACACAGAUGUUGGUUUAAGGACACCACACGUUACAAACACCAAGAUAAAAGGAGGUCUCAAUACACCACAAAUAGAUGCAAAUUUACCCACAGCUGGAAUUUCAAGCCCAGAACUAGAUCUCCAUGUUCCAGAAAUAGACAUUGAUUCUCCAAAAUUCAAAAACCCUCAUUUUAAGAUGCCCAAGUUUGGUUUGUCUGGGUCAAAUAUAGAAGGACCAGAAUCUGAUCUGAAUGGGAGAUUUGACAUGCCUGACUUAAGUAUCUCUGCCCCUAGAGUUGAAAGCAAAAUACAUACUGCAGACUUGAAUGCGGAUGUACCUAGAUCUGACCUAAAAAGUCAAGAUCUUCAUCUAAAGUCUCCAAAUCUUGACAGUGAUGCUCCAUCUGGUACACUUAAAGUACCAACAUCCAAAUUCAGUUCCUCAGGACCAAAACUGAAAAGAUCAGAUAUAGACAAAAAUGCUGAUAUUACUGUGGAUCAAGGGCUCUCAACUCUCAAGACAAAGGAAAACAACCCAGGGAUACAAUUUAAAAGUGACAGAGUACAGGUCCCAAUACUUGAGACUAAUGUAAGUCCUUCAAAGAGCAAAAUUAAAUGGCCAAAAGAUACUGAGAUAGAUACUGAAAACACAGACAUCAGCCCAGAGCAUAGCAAGAAAAUGCUACCUGAAGCAGUAAUUGAUGAUGAAGUGGAGGUGCCAGUUUUUAAAACUCACAGACUACUUGCUGCUAGUAAACUCCACGGAAAUCCUGAAAGCCUUGACCUCCAAAAAGGCAACACUUAUACUGCUUCUCCAGAUGCAAAGAUUCCUAAAACUAAGCUUCCCAGUGGCACUGUCUCUUUGCCCAAGAUCAAUUCUCUAUCUAGAAGAGGCUAUGAACCUGAUUUCCAACACCUGAAAGGGGGUAAACAGACAUCGUCAUCACCUAUAGAUGUUGCAGAAAGGUUACAAAUGUUUAAAGACUCUCAAUCAGUGAAAUCUUCAUCUCACAAUACUGAUUCAGGUUUAAAGGGAGAAACAACUGUCCCAGGAGUCAGUACUGGCAGUUCCUCUAAAAUCAACAGGGGAACCUUCAAAGUAGUAAAAUCUGAUGAUAGCUAAGGCAAUGGAGGCUACCUGGUACUGAGAGCACAUGGCAAGCACAACAGCAGCAAGAGCUAAGUUAGGCCAUUAUCACCAUGAUAGUUUAUGAACACUACAAACAAUAACAGGAUGGGCAUGUGGAGAGACCUGUUUUCUAAGACUAAUUCACAGAAGUUCAAAAUAGGUACAAGCAAAAACAUAUUAAUAAACCAUCAUGGUACAGUAUGUGGUUUGUAAUCAUGUUAAAAUGGGCAACCAUUAAGGAAAUUGAUUGUUCCAUUGUAAAUAUAGAAUGUAUGUUUACUACUGCAAGUUUUUGGAUGUUAGAAACAAAAUAAUGUCAAAUUUGUGAUUAAGAGGAUUAUAUAGCUAAUUACUAAUCCUAUUUAUGCCAAAUGUACUCCUUUUUUUUUACUUUUUGUUUUCCUAUCCAUAGUCUC